Molecule: messenger RNA, 6882 nt
Organism: Pecten maximus
Lineage: Eukaryota; Metazoa; Mollusca; Bivalvia; Pectinida; Pectinidae
Exons: 5
Coding region: 145-4479 (1444 amino acids)
Molecular function (GO): protein binding
Source: RefSeq, a predicted model, not a curated record
UUAUUCAGCUUCGAACUCGUUUAUGGUGUGGAAGAGGGGAAGUAACUCUGAUUUGACAUGCGCAAUAAAACUGAAUAAGUAUGGCUGCCGAAACAGGAUGAUUCUGUACAAAGUAAACUGUUGACGGUGUUUUGGGUUAAAGUCAUGGCCUCUGAAUAUACUCCAGAAGUUAUAAAAACUUUGAAACAUAAAGUAUUCACUUCUGCACGCGAUGGAAUGGCUAUUAGCAUCUUUGCCAUGCUGUGGAACGUUGAAAGGGAAAUAGUAAGAGAGGUUUUAGAGCACCACUCCGAGGAAGAUGGACAGAAAACAACACCGCUUAUUAUUGCCGCAAGAAAUGGUGAAGAAAAGGUAGUAGCUGUGUUGUUGACUAACUUUUUGGUAGAUAUAGAACAAACAGGUGUUGUGAAAUUUGACGGUUUUGUAAUUGAAGGAGCCACGUCUUUGUGGUGCGCUGCUGGAGCCGGUCAUUUCGGUGUGGUCAAAUUGUUAAUUGACCAUGGAGCGGAUGUAAACCACCCAACGCUUACAAACUCUACACCACUCAGAGCCGCAUGUUUCGAUGGCAGACUCGACAUUGUGAAAUAUCUAAUAGAACACAAUGCAGACCCCAAGAUAUCCAACAAGUACAACAAUACAUGUUUGAUGAUAUCCAGCUACAAAGGACACAAGGAGGUAGUACGGUACCUACUGGAGAACGGGGCAAAUCCAGAUUGUAGUGCUCAUUGUGGAGCAACAGCUUUGCAUUUCUCAUCAGAAUGUGGCCACUUAGAAAUCGUACACGAAUUAGUAAAGUUUGGUGCAUCAAGAUUAAAGAAUGAUCACAACAUGACGCCACUUACAGUUGCAGCUGAAUGUGGAAAGUCUGAGGUCGUGGAGUAUUUAAUUUCACUGCCUGAAUGCAAACGUGAAGAAAAGAUUGAUGCGCUAGAACUUUUAGGAGCUUCUUACGCAAAUGACAAAGAAAACUAUGAUAUCAACAAGGCAUUUCUAUACCUUCGAGAAGCCAUGCAUGUUCGGUAUAGUGACCCACAAAGUAUUAUUGAAAAGCCGCAUUGUGACCCAGUGCCAGCAUACGAUAAUCGUGUUGAGUGUAAAACUCUUGUUGAACUAGAUGCAAUUCGACAGGAUUUCAGGGCACUUCAUAUGGAAUCUCUUGCAAUUAGAGAAAGAAUUCUGGGUGAAGACAAUCCAGAAGUACCUCAUCCUGUUAUUUUUCGUGGAGCUGUGUUUGCGGACAGUGCCAGAUUUGACAAAUGCAUUGCCUUAUGGCUCUACUUGAAUACACUAGGAUUAUGGCUGCCGAAACAGGAUGAUUCUGUACAAAGUAAACUGUUGACGGUGUUUUGGGUUAAAGUCAUGGCCUCUGAAUAUACUCCAGAAGUUAUAAAAACUUUGAAACAUAAAGUAUUCACUUCUGCACGCGAUGGAAUGGCCAUUAGCAUCUUUGCCAUGCUGUGGAACGUUGAAAGGGAAAUAGUAAGAGAGGUUUUAGAGCACCACUCGGAGGAAGAUGGACAGAAAACAACACCGCUUAUUAUUGCCGCAAGAAAUGGUGAAGAAAAGGUAGUAGCUGUGUUGUUGACUAACUUUUUGGUAGAUAUAGAACAAACAGGUGUUGUGAAAUUUGACGGUUUUGUAAUUGAAGGAGCCACGUCUUUGUGGUGCGCUGCUGGGGCCGGUCAUUUCGGUGUGGUCAAAUUGUUAAUUGACCAUGGAGCGGAUGUAAACCACCCAACGCUUACAAACUCUACACCACUCAGAGCCGCAUGUUUCGAUGGCAGACUCGACAUUGUGAAAUAUCUAAUAGAACACAAUGCAGACCCCAAGAUAUCCAACAAGUACAACAAUACAUGUUUGAUGAUAUCCAGCUACAAAGGACACAAGGAGGUAGUACGGUACCUACUGGAGAACGGGGCAAAUCCAGAUUGUAGUGCUCAUUGUGGAGCAACAGCUUUGCAUUUCUCAUCAGAAUGUGGCCACUUAGAAAUCGUACACGAAUUAGUACAGUUUGGUGCAUCAGGAUUAAAGAAUGAUCACAACAUGACGCCACUUACAGUUGCAGCUGAAUGUGGAAAGUCUGAGGUCGUGGAGUAUUUAAUUUCACUGCCUGAAUGCAAACGUGAAGAAAAGAUUGAUGCGCUAGAACUUUUAGGAGCUUCUUACGCAAAUGACAAAGAAAACUAUGAUAUCAACAAGGCAUUUCUAUACCUUCGAGAAGCCAUGCAUGUUCGGUAUAGUGACCCACAAAGUAUUAUUGAAAAGCCGCAUUGUGACCCAGUGCCAGCAUACGAUAAUCGUGUUGAGUGUAAAACUCUUGUUGAACUAGAUGCAAUUCGACAGGAUUUCAGGGCACUUCAUAUGGAAUCUCUUGCAAUUAGAGAAAGAAUUCUGGGUGAAGACAAUCCAGAAGUACCUCAUCCUGUUAUUUUUCGUGGAGCUGUGUUUGCGGACAGUGCCAGAUUUGACAAAUGCAUUGCCUUAUGGCUCUACUUGAAUACACUAGGAUUAUGGCUGCCGAAACAGGAUGAUUCUGUACAAAGUAAACUGUUGACGGUGUUUUGGGUUAAAGUCAUGGCCUCUGAAUAUACUCCAGAAGUUAUAAAAACUUUGAAACAUAAAGUAUUCACUUCUGCACGCGAUGGAAUGGCCAUUAGCAUCUUUGCCAUGCUGUGGAACGUUGAAAGGGAAAUAGUAAGAGAGGUUUUAGAGCACCACUCGGAGGAAGAUGGACAGAAAACAACACCGCUUAUUAUUGCCGCAAGAAAUGGUGAAGAAAAGGUAGUAGCUGUGUUGUUGACUAACUUUUUGGUAGAUAUAGAACAAACAGGUGUUGUGAAAUUUGACGGUUUUGUAAUUGAAGGAGCCACGUCUUUGUGGUGCGCUGCUGGGGCCGGUCAUUUCGGUGUGGUCAAAUUGUUAAUUGACCAUGGAGCGGAUGUAAACCACCCAACGCUUACAAACUCUACACCACUCAGAGCCGCAUGUUUCGAUGGCAGACUCGACAUUGUGAAAUAUCUAAUAGAACACAAUGCAGACCCCAAGAUAUCCAACAAGUACAACAAUACAUGUUUGAUGAUAUCCAGCUACAAAGGACACAAGGAGGUAGUACGGUACCUACUGGAGAACGGGGCAAAUCCAGAUUGUAGUGCUCAUUGUGGAGCAACAGCUUUGCAUUUCUCAUCAGAAUGUGGCCACUUAGAAAUCGUACACGAAUUAGUAAAGUUUGGUGCAUCAAGAUUAAAGAAUGAUCACAACAUGACGCCACUUACAGUUGCAGCUGAAUGUGGAAAGUCUGAGGUCGUGGAGUAUUUAAUUUCACUGCCUGAAUGCAAACGUGAAGAAAAGAUUGAUGCGCUAGAACUUUUAGGAGCUUCUUACGCAAAUGACAAAGAAAACUAUGAUAUCAACAAGGCAUUUCUAUACCUUCGAGAAGCCAUGCAUGUUCGCUAUAGUGACCCACAAAGUAUUAUUGAAAAGCCGCAUUGUGACCCAGUGCCAGCAUACGAUAAUCGUGUUGAGUGUAAAACUCUUGUUGAACUAGAUGCAAUUCGACAGGAUUUCAGGGCACUUCAUAUGGAAUCUCUUGCAAUUAGAGAAAGAAUUCUGGGUGAAGACAAUCCAGAAGUACCUCAUCCUGUUAUUUUUCGUGGAGCUGUGUUUGCGGACAGUGCCAGAUUUGACAGAUGCAUUGCCUUAUGGCUACAUGCUAUGAGGCUUCGUCAGCGCAACAACAGAACAAUAUCAAAAGAUCUUCUCAGAUUUGCCCAGGUUUUCUCACAAAUGGUUCACAUAGGGGUGGAUCUUGAUUUCAAAAAUGUGGAAGAAGUCUUCCAUCAUGCUGUGAUAGAACUGCAACGUGACACUGACAGAAUUGCCAAAGGAGACGAAGACAAGGAUGCUCUUGUGGAGAUUUACCAAAGCAAUAUACACACAUGUCUCUAUUUACUUGUGAUAGCACAGAAAGUGCCGAAGUCAAAGGACAACGAUGAAUUACAUAAAAUGGUGUAUAAAUUCCUUAAAAAUAAACCAGUCUUGAAAAAUAACUACAGUCCUUUACACAUGGCUGUGGAUAGUGCAACACUAGUGGACGAUUUCCAUGUAAAUGAUGUGGUGAAUUUCCCAAAUAUCAAUCUUACAAAGUUGCUCAUUGAGUGUGGGGCUGAUCUGAAUGCCCUGGACUGUCAUAGAAACAGCCCUUUGCACAUAAUUGUCAAAUAUUCAAAUCCAAUUAGUGAUUUUGAUACCCUUCACCAUAUUCUUAUGGCUUUGAUAAAAAACGGUGCUCACCUCGAUAUUUGCAAUAGUGAACGGAAAACGCCUAUCGAAAUUGCAACAUCAGGUGUAGCAGUUGUCAUUCUAAGGACAAACAGCAAGCUGUCUCUUAAGUGUAUUGCCGCCAAGUCUAUACAGCUACAAGAUAUAAAGUAUCAAGGAGUUGUUCCCCUUGUACUCGAGGAGUUCAUCAAACUUCAUUGAUCAUUAUAUGUAUAGUUGGUCAUCAGUUAUAUAAAUUUGUAAAUAUUAUCAAUAUUUAUAUAAAAGUAUCAUUUAAUGGUACUUGUUGUUCAGUUUUGUUUCCAACACAGUGAACAUGCUUUUUGGGUUUGUUUUUUAGUAUUUUGUAGUGAUCAUGUUUGACGUUGAAAGUGUUUGCUGUAUAUUUUGAUAUAGUUUGAUAAUUUGACAUGUUUGACAUUGGGGCAUCAUCUGUUGUGAGUCGUCUGUUGUGCGUUAUGAACAAUUUAUACUUUCGAUUUGUCUAUUACCAAGAGGCCUAGGGUCAUGAUAUUGGACCAGUAGCAUGCUGGGAUAGGCUACCAAAGUUGCUCAAUUGAAUGACCUUGACCUAUCUUCAAGGUCACACUGGUUAAAUGUGUUAUAUUCUUAAUACCAAUAUUUAAUACACUUGUUGGUUCUUUGUAUCAAUAUCAAUAACUUCAAAACAGACAUAUUUCUUUUCCCAUCAUGUCAAGCAAUUAGUUCAAAUGUGUAAACAAGAAGCAUGGUCUGGUGUUAAAUGAAAUUGUAGACACCGGAAAACUGUGUAAAUAUAGCUAUAAAACUGAGAAAUUUGGUAUUUUUCGAAUGGGGAAGCCAUAGCUAAAAAGUACUUUAAUUUAAAAAAAGGGAAAUGUAAAAGGUUUUCUUAAAUCAAGAUUUAUCAUUGUUAAUUGUUUAACAAGAAUGUUAUGUUGAUAUAUACGUAUUUCACGAAUAAUCAAAACCAGAAGCUUGAUUAUAUUCUAAUAUUAUAAUUAGUAAAAAUUUUUAUUUUUUUUUGCCCAUUGUUUAUUUCCGUAUUUGAGGUUUUUGUCCAGAGAUCAUUAACAUUUUUCAACCAAUUUCUUUGAAAGUUGGUAGGAUUUAUAACCAUGAUAUAAAGCUGUUUCCCCAGAGAGGCAUUUUGAUUUGACUACUUUUACAAAAAGGUCUUCGCCCUUUGUUUAUUUUGGGAUAUGAUUUUUAUUCCGAGAUUCUACAUUUUUGAAUUGAUUUCUUUUAAAGUUGACAGGCUUUAUAAAUUAUAGGGAUAUUAAGACAAACUCCUGAUUACUGGUAUUCUUCAAACUGUUGGUAAAUUAAUUUUUGUAGUGAAAGGUGAGGGUAAAACUCCCCAUCUAACCACUCUCAUAAGGUGAUGCAGAUAACACUAUUAGCCAUUCGGUGGGUGUAUAUUGUUAUCUCCCUUGAUAUGGUAAUAUAAUGAAGCAAAAACUUAUAUUACAUCAACAGGCAGUGUACGUGAUGUGAAAAAGAGACAAAUAAGAGGAGCCAGUUAGAAGUGGAGUUAUAAAUGUCAGAUUGUUCUGUUCAAGCACGGUAUUAUGUUUAAUAUGGUGUAGAUAUAUGUGAAAUAUAACUUUAAGAAAUAGGAAAUAUUUCAAAUGUUUUUGAAUGUCAGUAUUAUUUUUGGUAUGAAAAUUCACAGUAAAGAUGUCUCAUUCAAUUAAUUGUUUGUGUUAAAUAUAUACCAGGUAGUUUGGUAUAUAAUGAACGAGGUAAUUAUAUAAGUUGGGUAACAACUUAAUGUGUUUGAUAAAAAUUAUUCAGGUAUAUAUAUACACUGUAUCAUUUGUUCAAAGUUAUGGAAAUGAUACCUGCAUUACAUAUUAAGUUAGAAUUUGUUAAAAAAAUAUUUUAUUAAAAUUGUUGAAUUCUUUAAAUUCUCUUAUUCAUUUUGUUCUUACAAAGUAUACUGUAAACUGGGAAUUUUUUCAUCAGUUAUUCUUUUCUCAAUUUUUUUUAUCUACAUGUUGUGAUUGUACAUGUAUAUUCUUUCUACACACAUUCAAACAUGGUUUUAUAUUAGCACAUUGGUGCUAUAUACAGAUUUGGAAAAAAAAUUCCCAAUUUAUGGCAAAUUGAAAUUGUUUUACGACUAUUUUGAUAAUAUACACUAUUUUAUGUAUGUAUGAUCUUUAAGUUUCUCUUAUCAUGAUUAAUUGAUGAUCAUUAAAAUGUAUUAAUAUGAAGGAAAUAUACAGAAGUACAUGUAUUGGUAAAAUCUCCACAUAGACAACUGUAUAGAACAUUUGUUUAACAUUGUUAAUUACAUGUGACAUUGGUCAAUAUAUAUACCAGUUCAGUCAGUUAUGCCAAAUUUAAAGUCAAAUGGAAUUCACAUAUACUUUGUAUAUAUUGGUCAAUGAACUAUAGACUUAACGUCUUUUGAAUUCAGGAAACUAAAUGGGAAAAAAAUCCUUGACAUGUUCUAUAAAUCGCACAUGACGUGGAAUAUCCUGUUGUUAUGUCGUUAUACUUGAUGUGCUGAUUGUGUAUAUCACUAGCCUAAUUGUCCAGCCUCAAUGUCCCAAGUUCAUUGUAUAAACUUUGUGAUAAAUUUUGUGCAAUAUUGAAUACAAUUCUGCUGUCAGUUUA